Molecule: messenger RNA, 756 nt
Organism: Dioszegia hungarica
Lineage: Eukaryota; Fungi; Basidiomycota; Tremellomycetes; Tremellales; Bulleribasidiaceae
Product: Triosephosphate isomerase
Exons: 6
Coding region: 1-756 (251 amino acids)
Biological process (GO): glyceraldehyde-3-phosphate biosynthetic process; gluconeogenesis; glycerol catabolic process
Cellular component (GO): cytosol
Molecular function (GO): triose-phosphate isomerase activity
Source: RefSeq, a predicted model, not a curated record
AUGGCAGGCCGCAAAUUCUUCGUCGGGGGGAACUUCAAGAUGAACGGGUCCAUCAAGAUGAUCAAGGAGAUCAUUGAGCAGAUCAACAAUGCCAAGCUCGACGACAAUACCGAGGUCAUUGUUGCCCCGCCCGCACUCUACCUCCUCAAGGUCCAAGAAACCCUCUCUGCCCCCGCCCAAGUAUCCGCCCAAAACUGCUUCACCGAGACGUCCGGCGCGUACACUGGCGAGAUCUCCCCGUCCCAGCUCAAGGACGCCGAUGUCCACUGGGUCAUCCUCGGCCACUCGGAGCGUCGUGCCCUGUUUGGCGAGGCGGACAAGGUCGUCGCGGACAAGGUGCGCGCGGCGAUCAAGGCGGGGUUGGGCGUGAUUGCGUGCGUUGGGGAGAAGUUGGAGGAGAGGGAGAAUGGGACGACCGAGGAGGUCGUGCAGAGGCAGUUGGAGGCUAUUGCUAAGGAGAUUGACGAGGACAAGUGGAAGGACGUUGUCAUCGCUUACGAGCCCGUCUGGGCUAUCGGGACCGGCAAAGUCGCGACCGUCGAGCAAGCCCAAGAAACCCACGCAGGUAUCCGCAAGUGGCUCGCCAAGACCAUUUCGGACAAGGUCGCACAGGAGACCAGGAUCAUCUACGGUGGCAGUGUCAACGGCAAGAACUGCCGCGAACUCGCCAAGUCCGAGGAUAUUGACGGGUUCCUCGUGGGCGGCGCGUCGCUCAAGCCCGAGUUCAUCGAUAUCUGCAAGAGCGGUUCCGCCUGA